Anolis carolinensis (green anole) is the source of this 4601-nucleotide messenger RNA. RefSeq names its product CLN8 transmembrane ER and ERGIC protein (gene cln8). The record is from RefSeq and is a predicted model, not a curated record. Gene Ontology annotation, molecular function: ceramide binding. The transcript has 3 exons. Lineage: Eukaryota; Metazoa; Chordata; Lepidosauria; Squamata; Anolidae. Gene Ontology annotation, cellular component: endoplasmic reticulum; membrane. Gene Ontology annotation, biological process: phospholipid metabolic process; nervous system development; lipid homeostasis. Bases 393 to 1268 code for a protein of 291 amino acids.
AAGGAAGUCUUCCCCAGAAACGGCGAACCCCGGGCCUGUGUUUGUGCGCGCGCCGCUGGCGGCUCCUUUUGGACCCGGCUGAUGCCCGCGUGCUCCGGCGCGUGACAAGAAGGGGAAAAAGCGUCCCCACCGCGUGCGCAGCAGCAGCAAUAACAAAGACUUGCACCAGGGCUGGCCCCUGAUCAUAUUUUGCAAGAGAGACCUCCUCUCACCUCACUCCGAAGUGGAACUUCAUAUGGGGAGCCUAUUUCCGAAGCAAGCUCAUCCAAGAUGGCAGUGUACCUCUGGUGUCUGCUCAUGUUAAGGAUGGAAGUUCAAGAUCCUUAAAUAGACCUGCUACGAGGGUGAAACAUUUCCCCAAAGCAUUCACAGUACAUAGACUGCAACAUAAAAUGGAAGGAAUGAAUCUCAAACACGACCCAGUAAUGCCCAGGUCCAUAUUUGCUUGGGAUUAUGUUCUCUGGGAAGUACGUUUGAAAAUAAUGGUGGCUGGCUUCUUUCUAUACUUGGGAGUAUUUUCUCUGUCGCAUUGCCUGUCUUCAUGGAUCAGUGUCACAUACCGCUUGCUCCCUUCAAAGGAGAAAGUCUUCUGGAACCUGGCAGCUACCCGGGGUGUGUUUGGCAUCCAGAGCUGUGUUGCCGGGUUGUGGGCCUUGCUUUUUGAUCCCGUUUUUCAAGCUGACAAGGUGUAUGCACAACAGGAUUGGAGCUGGUUCAAUUGCCUCAUAGCCUCUGGAUUCUUUUUGCUUGAAAAUGUAGCUGUUCACAUAUCCAACGUCGUCUUCAGAACUUUUGACUUGUUCUUAGUUGUACACCAUUUCCUUGCCUUUGGUGGCUUUUUUGGUCUGAUUACCAACAUAAAGUCCGGACAUUACAUACCCUUGAUGGGAAUACUACUUGAGAUGAGCACGCCUUUUACCUGCAUAUCAUGGAUGCUUUUAAAGGUUGGUUGGUCCAACACUUUCUUUUGGAAGGCAAACCAGUGGGUCAUGAUCCAUAUGUUUCACUGCCGCAUGAUCCUUACUUAUCAUAUGUGGUGGGUUUGCAUUUCUAACUGGAACGCUGUGCUGGAGAAUCUGGGACUUCUGCAUUUUGCUGUUGUAUUUGUUGGAAUGACUGCUGUCACUUUUAUACUUAAUCCUUACUGGAUGUACAAAAAGACUCAACAGCUCCUCUGCCCCGUUGACUGGAAUUUUUCCAACAGGACAAUGAAAAAUGGUUCCUCCAAAAAACUGAAUGGAGACACGUUCCAGAAGAAAGAGCUUUGAUGCUAGUUUUUGCACUUUUUGGGGCGGCAGUAAGAUAGAGCCGUAAGGAUGCAGGGCAGAUAGCCAGUUAGCAUUAUGAAGCUUCUGUUUGUUAAUUAAGAGAUCUCAACCAUAUUUAUUACUAGUUUUUGGUUUUCUUAUCAGUAUUACCCUCACAAUGAGUGUUGCUAACCUAACUAAAAUAUAUGUUUUGUGGAUGAAUCUUGAACUGUGGGCAUAUUUUAAGAUAUACCGAAAGAAAUAUAUUGAACGAAAUUUACUCCGGCUUAAUAUUUGUUGAUUGUGAAGAAUCCAGACAUGUACAAACAUAACCCAGUGUUUCUUGUAGUCACAGUCUUGCUAAUCUUUGAAAAACCUGUUCAGUUCAAAUAGUGCAAGCCUUUAGUACCUGGGUAGAAUGCCAUUCAAGUUCAUCCUGACUAAACAGGAGAAUUAAACGUUCCCACAAAUUCUUCCUUCUCUUGUAGCUUCAUGUGCUGCCUCCACUACUGAGAGUCCCAUCUUCCCAACUUGAUAGAGUAAGUUGAGGAGGCAAUAGAAAUAUCCUCCUCUCCCUUUUCUACCAGUGAGAUUCCUCCACUGAGUCAAAAGUCUUUUAGAGACAGAAGAUGUCCUUCUGUUUGUAGGAAGAUAAAGCCUGAGCCGAAGUGAGUUUUUCUUUCUGCCCAACAUAGCAGUGUUAAAAUUCUGACCCUGCUUACUAGUCCUAGAUAAAGAAAGAAUACAUUACCCAAAACUGAGUUGUUAGAAUGGAGCAUAGUAAAUUUAAGCUGCAUUUCAGGAGCCCCCAAUGGUGCAAUGGGUUAAACCCUUGUGCUGGCAGAACUGCUGACCAAAAGGUCGAUGGUUCAAAUCUGGGAAGCGAGGUGAGCUCCCGUCUGUCAGCUUCAGCUUCCCAUGCGAGAACAUGAGAGAGGCCUCCCACAGGGUGGUAAAAUAUCCAGGCGCCUCUGGGCAACGUCCUUGUAGACAGCUAGUUCUCUCACACCAGAAGCCACCUGCGGUUUCUCAAGUCGCUCCGGACACGAAAAAAGGGAGAAAGAUAGGGCUCUUCCUCCAUCCCAACUGCCAUUGCCCUGGCCUUAGAGGGAGAGAAGAAGAGGCAGACAUAACCCCAUCGUGCCUAGCCCAGAACCAGAUAAAAGUCAUUCCUCUACCCUCACUGCUUCUGACCAAGAGAAGAGCAGACAAGGACAGUUCUAUCAUGUCUAAAAUCAAAAUUAGAUGAAAGCCCUCCCUCCAUCCCAGCUGCCACUGUCCUGGCCUCUGACUGAGAGAAGAAGAGGCCAGCAUAGCUCCAUCGUGCAAAGGCCCCGAAGCAGGGGACAGGCUCUCCUUCCAUCCCAGCUGCCACUGCCUUGGCCUCUGAAAGAGAAGGGAAGAGGUCAUGUCUUAAUUAGAUUGUAAAUGGCAGAGAACUCUUCUGUUAUUCUUUGAUUUGUAAAACACGAUAUAAAUCAAUGAUGAUUAAAUAAUAAAAUGAAACUUGUCUUAAAUUUGGCCACUCAGAAAGUUGUUUUUAAGCAAAGGCAAACUUAUGGCAAAUAUUCCAAAUGUAGCUUGGCCUACUCUAAAGAUUUUUAGAUAGUAAAAUUUUUAACAUCUAUAUCUCAUAACAGGAUAAAACUCAGAUUGAAAGACAGUCAUUAUUUGUCUACCUUUUAAAAAAAUGCAACUCCUGAAAUCUAGUCUCAUCUUAUAAAUCAAAAAAUGAUUGUAAAGGGUAUCUGAACUUCAAAGGAAAAUCUUUUUAAAUGUGUUGUCGAAGGCUUUCAUAGCCAAAGCAGUUCAAGGGUUGUCAAACUGCAUUCAUUCUAUUAUUUACUAGAUCAGAGGCCUCCCGUUGGGUUGCUGUGAGUUUUCCAGGCUGUAUGGCCAUGUUUCAGAAGCAUUCUCCUGAUGUUUUGCCCACAUCUGUGGCAGGCAUCCUCAGAUGUUGUGAGAUCUGUUGGAAACUAGGUCUAUACAUCUGUGGAAAGUCCAGAGUGGGAGAACACAGUAUACUAUUUGAGACCACAGAAAUGCUGGACCACUCUAAGAACCACCAUGUCAGACUACACAGAAGCCAUUGAAACCCACAAGCAGGUGGACAAUUUCAACAGAAAAGAAGAAACCAUGAAAAUGAACAAAUCCUGGCUACCAGUAUUUAAAAACUCUAAAAUCAGGACAAUAAAUAAAGAACAACAUUCAGAAAACGGGAAUGCCAGACGAGAAACAAUCAGGGCCAGUUAAUACCUCCCAACAAAAGAUUCCAUCAGACAGGAAGCAGCCAGGCUUUGAAUCUGCAAGGCCAUUCAAUGCUAAUCAAGAUGGCCAAUUGCAACAUUCAUACUUGCCUCAAGCAGACAAAGAGUUCUUUCUCCCAACCUGGACUUUCUACAGAUAUAUAAACCCCACUUGCCUAGUUUUCACCAGACCUCACAACCUCUGAGGAUGCCUGCCAUAGAUGUGGAUGAAACAUCAGGAGAGAAUGCUUCUGGAACAUGGCCAUACAGGCUUUAAAACUCACAGCCACCCUUUUUAAAGUUUACAGAAAAAGGGGCUUGACAGCAUCUGUAUUGCAAAAGAAUGUUGUGGAGCACUGACUCCUAGUGGCAGUUGUAGUGAAUAGCCUGGCUGUCUCUAUAAGCAAAAUACAAAGUGAAAUUGAACAUACGCACAAUUUUAGAACACCUCUAGAUGGAUUUUAAAAAACUAGAAAGUCUCAGAUUUUGUUCAUGUUCUUAAUUGUUUUAUUUUGGAGAUCUAGAGAUGUUUUGUUUAUCCCAGACUAUUCCUGUCAGCUCCCAUUAUGAUCAGAGUCUUAUACCUGUUUCCUUGGUUAAUAUAGUUUAAUAUAGUAUAACAUUGGAAAGAACAGAAACAGAAUCUGGAACAGUUCAAUUAUUUGGGAUGCAUCCAAAGAAGAAUAAUUAUGUUAUCAGCCCUCUACAUCCAUAGGUUCUGCAUCACAGUUUCAACCAUCCAUAACUUGAAAAUAUGUCCCCCUCAAUUUCCCCCCUAAAAGAAGCAAACCUUGAUUCUACCAUUUUAUAUAAGUGACACCUUUUUAUUAUGCUAUGGUGUAUAAUGGGAUGAGAGCAUUCAUGGAUUUUGGUAUCCACAGAAGGUCCUGGAGCCAAACCCUGAUAGAUAUCCACCUUGAAAAGGUGUGGCUUUGUUUUGUUUGUCUAUAAGCAUUGCGGAGUGCCUGGCGUUUUUUUGCUGCCUAAAUUAUGCUACAUAAUUUUCCAUCUACCAGUAUUGCAUAAGUUUCCAUUUACCACUGUAUGCUGAUGGAAUGAAUAUAGAAUGUAAUGGAAUGCAAACAUAAUAAAUACCAUAUUUACUUGA